This is a messenger RNA of Elaeis guineensis (African oil palm), 1069 nucleotides long. The record is from RefSeq and is a predicted model, not a curated record. NCBI's taxonomy places the organism in Eukaryota, Viridiplantae, Streptophyta, Magnoliopsida, Arecales, Arecaceae.
GACAACAUCAGCUGAAUCAUCCCUCUGGGCAGGCUGCUAGAAUCUUUUCAUCUCCAACACAAGUAUCCUCCAAACUAUUCUCCUCCGAGUCAUAAAAAAUGGGAGACACCUUACGUGUAACAGUUGGAAUAAUGGCGAAUGCAGCUUCUCUGCUCCUAUAUGCAGCACCCAUACCAACUUUUAAAAGGAUGAUAAGGAAGAGGAGCACAGAAGAGUUUUCAUGCGUCCCAUACAUCCUUGCUUUAAUGAAUUGCCUCUUAUAUACCUGGUAUGGUCUGCCUAUAGUAAGCCAAGGAUGGGAGAACUUUCCUGUUAUCACCAUCAAUGGCUUAGGGAUACCACUGGAAACCUCAUUCAUAUUCAUAUAUAUAUGGUUUUCAGUGCCAGAACAAAAGAAAUUUGUUUCGUUGGUGGCACUGCCAGUGCUAGUAUUAUUCACUGUGACUGCAUUCGUCUCAAGCUUUGUGUUUCAUGAUCACCACCAUCGGAAAGUGUUUGUUGGAAGCAUUGGAUUGGUGGCCUCCAUAUCCAUGUACAGUUCUCCACUUGUAGCUGUGAUCCAGGUAGAAUUACAUAACUCGAAACACAAGUGUCAUCUAAGCACAACUUGCAACUUUAAAUUGCAGAAGCAAGUCAUAAAGACCAAGAGCGUGGAGUUCAUGCCCUUCUACCUAUCAUUCUUCUCCUUCAUCGCCAGUUGUCUAUGGAUGGCAUAUGGAUUGCUAGGAAGGGAUCUUUUCCUUGCGACACCUAAUCUCUUGGGCAGCCCCAUUGCCCUCCUUCAACUGGUACUAUACUGCAUGUACAGAAAAGGCAAGGAAGCUCACACAGAAACCAACAAAGUGGAUUUGGAAAAGGAUGGAGCAAAAUUUGCAACACAACUGCAGGAGGUUCAUGAAAAGAAGCUUGAAAACUGAAAAAAUAAUUUAUGUCCUUUUAUGUAUGCAUGAAAGUACAUGCAUGUGCUUCCGUAAUGUGUAGCACAUUCGAACAAAUUACAUGAGCUACAUGGAGAUGGCUAGGGCACUUCGUAAGAAAUCUUAAUAAGAUGGACAAGUGAUUUUCUGUU